UUAACAAGCUCUUCCAUGACGUCACUUCCCACGCGCGCGCGAGAUCAUGCUAACAGCAGCUAACCACCAGCCAACUGACAACCGAAAACUAUCCAGAACCUUUUACAACCUGUCAAGAUAGUGUCAGGCUCACAGCAGCUGCCCGCUAAAGACUGAGGAUCCCCGCUGUAUGUCGUGUCUUCACAGCCGUCCAGAAGCAGCUGCAGCCCGGUAGAGAGGGCUGCUCUGGUCGUUGUUGACAUCUAUGAAGAGAACGGGUGUGUGUUGUGUCUGUAGCUCCAGGACGUUACAAGCUAGCGUUACUUUUUUCGCGGAAGUUUCUUUUCCUCUCAGGUAUGCCUUUAAAACCUUCACUCUGACUCGGCAUUAAGCCGGACAUCAAGUGUUUUUUAUUUAUUUAGUAUUCGGCUGCGAUGAAGCUGCAGUGUGAUGUCGAGGUGGUGAAUCGGAUGCUCCCCACGUUUGGGAUGAGAAGUCGAGGGAAAGGGACGAGAGCAGUGCUGUCCAUCGGGAAGCAUCUGGACAAGACGAGUCAACGCUGCAACAUCUACAUGAUGAUCUGCACAGCUAAAGACAGAACAGGCUCAAAGUACAAGCUGAAAGACAACAUAGAGAAGUUCUUCACUUGGUUUGUGGAGGAAGGAAAGGCCACUGUGAGAAUAAAAGAACCUGCUGUUGACAUUUGUUUGAGCAAGGCUGAUGCGAACAGUUUAAAGAACUUCCUCUCAGCUGCUCGUUUGGCAGACAGAGGAUGUGACGCCAACAGCCUUCCUCUUUCCACGCUCACUCCUGUACGCGCCAGAGACGUAGAGCAACCCAAGAAGAAGCUCACCAUCGUCUCCAAGAAGGACUACCCCCUCACCUCCUGCUUCCCCUACUCUCUGGAGCAGCUGCAGGUCUCCUACUGCAAACUGUCUCGGGUGGACAUGCGGAUGCUGUCCCUUAAAGCUCUCCGCAAGCUAGACCUCAGUAACAACCACAUCAAGAAACUCCCCGCCACCAUCGGUGACCUCGGCUGCCUCUCUGAGCUCAUCCUCCACAACAACCACCUGGAAGCCUUCAGCGAGGCGCUCUGCCUGUCCACCCUGCAGCGGACCCUCCAGCUCCUGGACCUCAGCCAGAAUCGACUGCAGUCCCUCCCCGCUCAGUUCUGCCAGCUCAAAGAACUAGUGAACCUCAAACUGGACGACAAUGAGCUCGUCUGUCUGCCGUUCCACGUGGGCCGACUCUCGAAGUUGAGGUUCCUGUCAGCGGCGCAUAACCAGCUAGCUGUGUUGCCCAGUGACUUCCGUAAACUGAGUCUGGAAAACCUGGACCUGUUUGGGAAUCCGUUUGUCCAACCUAACCCUCUGGACCACACAAUGAAAAUUACAUUCCCCCUUCCACUUCAAGAGUUGGCUUCCAGGGCUGUGGCCAACCUCAGGUUACCAUACGGACCUCACCUCAUCCCUGCCCACUUGUGUCGGGACCUCGAAAUAUCCAAGACCUGCGACUGCGGCCGUGUCUGCAUCAAUUUCUACAUCAAGACGGCGGUCAGCAUGAACCUGCACCAAGUCUCUCACACGGUGGUCCUGGUGGACGACAUGGGGGGCACGGACGCUCCGGUGCAGCAGCACUUCUGCUCCCUCUCCUGCUACUCUGAGUUUUUAGACAACUCCCUCCAGAGAGGGAUCAGAUGAGGAGGAACAAAAAACUCUUUCGCUGGACAUGAAACACACCAACUGCUGGAAAUUGCUGUGAAUUUUGCAAUAGAUUGCAGUUUAUGAGAAACUGUUGGAGGAUACAUUUUUCUGGUAAUGCCUUCAAGUGAAAGAAGAAUAUUGACUCUGUUAGACUUUUUAAAAGUGCUUCAAGAGACCCAUUUCGAUUUAUAACGCACUUCCCGCUUACCUGCUCCAUCUGUAACUGAGUGGCACUGACUUUAUGUAAUGAUAGCGAGCAGAAGAAGGGCAAAACAUGACCUUUUUAAGUGUCCUGCACCAUCCUACCUUUACUUUCUGCCUACUACAGGGGAAUAAAAAAGUGAAAGGAAUUUCUUUCCUCAACACAGUGCCUCGGGGUCGGUGAGCGUCGGCCAAGGGGAGUUGGUUUUAUUUAGCUAAUGACCCACAAUUUUUAUAUACAUGUGAAGAAAUUCAAUAAAAUAAAAGUUAUCAUCAAAUUGUCCA
Molecule: messenger RNA, 2168 nt
Organism: Cottoperca gobio
Lineage: Eukaryota; Metazoa; Chordata; Actinopteri; Perciformes; Bovichtidae
Gene: lrr1
Product: leucine rich repeat protein 1
Exons: 5
Coding region: 414-1679 (421 amino acids)
Cellular component (GO): cytoplasm
Molecular function (GO): protein binding
Source: RefSeq, a predicted model, not a curated record